Molecule: messenger RNA, 1075 nt
Organism: Lobosporangium transversale
Lineage: Eukaryota; Fungi; Mortierellomycota; Mortierellomycetes; Mortierellales; Mortierellaceae
Exons: 2
Coding region: 149-685 (178 amino acids)
Source: RefSeq, a predicted model, not a curated record
AUUUCUCAAGAAUCUGAUAACGAAAACAUCCGAUCAAUUGCGCCAACUAAGCGGAUAUAAAAACCUAUUCACAAGUUCAAUUUAUCUUAAUGCUUUCUAUUUCUUAUUCUCCUUCCUCCUUUACCAAAUCCAAUACUCCACGACCACUAUGAAGCUUUUCAUCACAAUUGUAUCCUUGGCUAUCGCUACCGUAGGAGUGUCUGCUGUUGGUCCUGUGGACCCCGCUAAACUACCCAUUGCAUGGUGCAACAUUUACAAAGAAGAUGCCUGCCUUGGUGGUGCCGUGCCGGCUGCAUGUGGUGCUAAUAGCACCUACUCAAGCUCUUGCAAGUCUACAUUUUCGAACGACUUUGUCUGUACUUCGUUCCAGGUUUCUUGCCUCUGCACACCGAAGGAGGGCGGUGAGCAAAAAGAUGUCAGCAUGGACGCAUUCAACAGGACUUUUGAGGGCUCAAGCUACAAUAUGUGUGGAAAUCUCAUCCCCCUAACCAACUCUACUGGACCUGGGAUCGUUUCGGGUGAUUACAAGCCUGAUGGAAAGCGACCAAAAGAUACCAGCACUACCUCGGGAUCUCCACCAGCGUCAACCAACGAUGUUAAAAGUGGAGCUUCUGCUAUCCAAAUGUCCCUUUCAACAGGCACUCUUGCACUUCUCUCUUUGGGAUUGGCUAUGGUCCCUCUGUAAAUUGAUACAACUAUACAAUUAAUAAACAUGAACUCGAGCGUACGAGAUUAAUACUAAAAUACCUCAUUCCACUUUAAUUCAUAAGAGUCAUUAUACAUGUAAAGGGGCCUAUCGCGUUAUUGAUCGGUAAUAUGAAAACUUGUUCGUGAAAAACUUUUUACAAGUAGCUUGAAAAGCGCAACUAACAAUGAACACAGUAAGAGGACCCUCUCGUUUCAUGUGAUCCUAGUAAUGUAACUGCUCGGUAAUCUCACUAAUAAUAUUCAUACCACAUAAAAAGCGAUCUGAACUCUUAGGAGCACUUAAUCCGUGAACCAUUCAUUCCAUCGAACUAGUUAUGUCUACAUCCGACUUUUUUCUUGUGGUUAUGACAAAUAUUGCUUUUAACAG